Molecule: messenger RNA, 2433 nt
Organism: Tigriopus californicus
Lineage: Eukaryota; Metazoa; Arthropoda; Copepoda; Harpacticoida; Harpacticidae
Product: SET and MYND domain-containing protein 4-like
Exons: 4
Coding region: 76-2094 (672 amino acids)
Molecular function (GO): protein binding
Source: RefSeq, a predicted model, not a curated record
CGAAGGGUUGAUCAUCAUUCAAGUUAGAGGUGUGUAGCAUCAAAGCUUUUCCCUCGUUCCAUCGGAGCUCUAACUAUGGACGUGGAAGAUCGUGACUCGAUAGACACGGUCAAAUUGAAAAAGGAACUCACCAAUGCUAUUGGCGAGGCUAAAGGCUACAUACACAAUGCUUACCGAGAGUUUUGCAUUCAACAACCCGACUUGAUCGUUGCGGUUCAAGAGGGACAUAUCCAAGGCAAUCGGACCAUCCUCAAGGAGAUGUCAGGUAGACUUGAGACCAUUUUUGAAGACUACAUGCGCUCCAUCAGCUCGGGAUCGAUAUCACAAAAGGAUGCUAAGAAAUCGGUUCAGUUCCGGGACCAAGGAAACAAGAAUUACCAAGCCAAGCACUUCUAUUCCGCCCUUGAUUGCUAUACUAAGGCCAUUUGCCAAGGUCCAAUUGGGUCCGAAACUCUGGCUCUGGCAUUGGCCAAUCGUUCCGCGGUUAUGUUCCACUUGAAGGAGUUUCAACAUUGUAUCCAGGAUUUGGACCUGGCCAUCGCAAGCGAUUAUCCCAAGAAGACCUUAUUCAAACUGUACGAAAGAAAAAUCAAGUGCUUGACCCAACUCGGGAAUCUCAACUUGGCUCAGACCACUUUGAAUCAGUUUUCGAAGGCGUUAGAUUUUGCAGUCUUGGAACCGAGCAAGAAGCAAAAGAUGUUUUCUGAACUGGAGAAAACCAUUUCCAAGAUCAAGGCCAAACCUCAAGAGGACAGCACUUUCAAGAGCCUAGCCGACGAACUCCCAAAGCUAAACUCACGCAAUGAUAAGUUUCCGAGCUUUGCCAAAUGCCUUUCCGUCGAAUAUAACGCCAAAAGAGGGCGCCAUGUGGUGGCCAAUCGCGACAUCAAGGCCGGCGAAAUGGUCAUGGUGGAACUUCCAACAGUGGUUGUGGUGCGGGAUGAGUUCAAAUCCUUGUUCUGUUCCAAUUGUCUUCGGAAAUCGUAUGGUUCAAUCCCCAGCCCUUUAAACUCGGUGGAGGUAUUCUGCUCUCAUUUCUGUUUGGAACAGGGCCUCAACUCGUUCCAUAGAUGCGAGUCCAAGAUUUUGGAGCACAUCCAACACAGUGGCCUGGGUAAAGCCGAAUGGCGUUUGGCCAUCCGAGCAGUUACCCAAAAACCUCUUGAGUACUUCAGAAAAAACCAGGAUAAGUUCCAGAACCACUCGUCCAGGUUCGGCAUGAAUGAAGGGGAUCAAUAUGGAGCGGAUGAGUACCAAGCUCUGUUCCAUUUGGUGGUGAACCGUCAGGCAUGGAAUCUGAGUACUGAUCUCUUCAAAGCUUUUGUGGCCUGCUUUUACACGCGAUGUCUUCAUCUCGGAGGAUAUUUUGACGACGAAGAAAAUGACGACAAUGGCGUUAACGGAGGUUGGACGGGAACAUUAUCCGAUGAUCAACUUUUCAUAACUGAAUUCAUGGUUCAUAUUAUGGAAGCCUCCACUAUGAACUCGCAUGAGAUCUCGCAUGUCACGGCUCCCACCAAUGUUCCUUGGUUUCACGGUCAGCCUCGUCGAGUUGGCCCCGUUCUGAACAUCUAUGGAUCAUUGCUCAAUCACUCGUGUGAUCCCAACAUAUUCUGGAUCAACCGGGGCAAGGCCAUCAUUUCGUUUGCCUCCAAGGACAUCAAGAUGGACGAUGAGGUGACGAACUGCUACAUAACAGAGAGCUUGAAAAUCCCGAUGGAACAACGCCAAAUUCAGUUGAAGAAUUUUUAUAACUUCACGUGUGGAUGUGUAGCCUGUGACGAGCGAUGGCCUCCAAUGGCUCAGUUUCCAACGGCUUUGGCUGACUUGAAAGCCAAACAAUUGAAAAUUCCAGUAGAAGAUGUGAACCGGAUGAAGGCCCAAUUGGCCAAGAUCAACCAACUGGGCGUCAAGAUCAACUUGGAACAAAAAAAGGAGAACUACAAGGACUGUUUGGCACUUUGCAUCGAAUUUCUCCAAUUGCUCGAUCACACCAUUAAGCGGCCACAUCAGUUCUUUGAAAUGACUACUCGAACCAUGUUCAUGUCGCUUUGGACCCUCCGUGGGUCAAAGUCAAGGAUUGAUCAGACAUAAUGUAAUUGUUCGAAACCUGUAACCAUGAACUCACAAAACCUCUCGUUCUUGGGAAGUGUUGCGACUUUAACUGGUUUUACCCAAAAGCUAGAGAGGGGAGGCUACUCUUCGUUUGGAAAGGGAGUAAAUCAAGAUUUCAAGAGAAGUCAAGAUUUGCUUGGAUUUGAAUUAUUUACCAAAAUCUAACAACAAGCCACUUUUUGUAGCACAAGACACGCUCAAAAAACUGGCUAGCACGACUUCCUUUCAUUUUCCCAAUGCCAGUGACACUGCAAAUAUUUUUCAUAUUGUUUGAUAUGGCUUUUGAUAACUAAGAAAUAUAAACCAUAUAAUCGAAGA